AUGGGUCGAAGACAUAGAAGAUCCAAAGUUACUAGAGUUGUAAAUCUUGUCAAACGAAUAAUUGCCUUUUUCUUUUCUCAUGUUGGCUUAUGUGCAUUAGUUAUAGGGUACGCAUUAUUAGGAGCAGUUGUUUUUCGUGCAGUUGAAGGACCUCAUGAACAAUUUGUUCAAUCAGAAAUUCAAAUUGCAAGGCAACGUGCUGUAGAUAUAACAUGGAAUGCAACAUUUAGAGUAAAUAAACUAAAUAAAAGUCAAUGGCAACGUGUAGUAUUUUCACAAGUUAAAAAAUUUCAAAAAAGAACAAUGUGGGCUAUAAGAAAAGGAUAUGAUGGUAAAGAAUAUGGUGUAUCUGCUCAAUGGACUUUUACAGGUGCUUUCCUUUACUCUUUAACUGUUAUUACUACAAUUGGUUAUGGAAAUACUUCAGCAAAAACAUAUUUUGGUAAAACAUUAACUAUUCUUUUUGCAAUUAUUGGUAUUCCAUUAAUGCUUUUAUUUUUAACAAAUAUUGGUGAUGUGAUGGCAAAGAUCUUCAGGUUUUUAUAUGCACGAAGCAUUCGAUUUAAAUAUAAUGUAAUAUUAUGGCAUAAGAAAAGACAAGCUGCUAAAAUACGAAAAGCAAAUUCUCUUGUGGCUAAAUUAGCCAGAGCUCAAACAAUGCGACAAUACAAUGGCACUAUACGUGGCAUGGUACGAGAUGAUACAUCUCUUGAUUCAUUAGGUUUUGGUGUAGCAAAUGCAUCAGAUGUUCGUGAAAUGUUAGUAGCCAGAGCUCACCUUGAUCAAUUAGAAGUUAAAGAAAGUGUAGAAGCUCAAUUGCAAAGAAUAUCUGUUCCUUUAUUUUUAGUAUUGUUAACAAUGUUAGCAUAUCUUAUAGCUGGUGCAAUUUUAUUCUGUCUUUGGGAGGGAUGGACUUUUUUGGAUGCCUUUUAUUUUGCAUACAUAAGUCUUACUACAAUAGGUUUUGGUGAUCUUUUUCCAGGAGCAUCAGUUGGAAAUGAUAAAGAUGCUCAAAAAAAGUUAGUUAUAACUAGUGUAUAUUUGUUAUUUGGUAUGGCUUUACUUGCUAUGUGUUUUAAUUUAGCUCAAGAAGAAGUUGUUAAUAAAGUUGCAUGGAUAACAAGCAAGUUUAGGUCAAAAGAAGAAGAUGAAGAAGAAUAUGAGUGA
This is a messenger RNA of Strongyloides ratti, 1167 nucleotides long. RefSeq names its product Potassium channel subfamily K member 18. Bases 1 to 1167 code for a protein of 388 amino acids. NCBI's taxonomy places the organism in Eukaryota, Metazoa, Nematoda, Chromadorea, Rhabditida, Strongyloididae. Gene Ontology annotation, molecular function: potassium ion leak channel activity. Gene Ontology annotation, cellular component: membrane. The transcript is spliced from 3 exons. Gene Ontology annotation, biological process: potassium ion transmembrane transport; stabilization of membrane potential. The record is from RefSeq and is a predicted model, not a curated record.